This is a messenger RNA of Lynx canadensis (Canada lynx), 10551 nucleotides long. It is a transcript of the gene CFAP47, whose product is annotated as cilia and flagella associated protein 47. Bases 18 to 9758 code for a protein of 3246 amino acids. Gene Ontology annotation, molecular function: protein binding. The transcript has 66 exons. Lineage: Eukaryota; Metazoa; Chordata; Mammalia; Carnivora; Felidae. The record is from RefSeq and is a predicted model, not a curated record.
CUACCUACAAGGCCGCCAUGGAGACUGAGAGGGGCUCCUUCAUCUCCCGGGACGUGGAGACCCCAAAGAAGGAGGUGCAUCUGCGGGUGACCCCUUCGGAGGUGAAGUUCCUGGACACGCUGGCCGGGAGGGUGUACCGCCUGCCGGUUACCGUACACAACCUCGGCCGUUGCAACCAGAAAAUCCGGUUUCAGGAACCACUCAAGCCACAGUUCAAACUGAUUUUGACCAAUCUGGAUAAAGCACUUGCUUCUGGACUUCAGAUGACAGCUAUGGUGGAAUACCAUCCUGAUAAGGAUGAAGACACUUAUGACCAACUACUUAUUUCAAUAGGAAAUAAAAUAAUAGAGAUCCCUCUACUUGGGUUGAUUCCAGCCUGUCAAUUGGAAAUUGAGUCAGAAGUUAAUUUUGGCACAUUGGUUGCCAAUAGCAAAGUAUAUUGUAAAGAGAUUAAUAUCAUUAAUCAUGGCAGAGCUCCAGGUACAUUUAAAACAGAAUACCAGGGCCAAUUGCCCAUUGUCAUUUUUCCAAGUAAUGGUGUUGUGGAGUCCAAGUCAUCAGUGAUUGUUAAAGUGGAUUUGUGUGCAGACCAGCCCAGAAUUGUAAAUGAAGUGGCAAAAGUAAGUUUGCAAGGUCGUCCAGAUAUGCUCCUGAGGGUCAAAGCUCAUGUGGUUGAGCAGAUUAUUGAAUUGCUAAACAUGAGUGGUGACAAGAAGUUGGAAUGCAUACACUUUGGUUCUGUUUUCUUCGGAACUUCAAAAAUUGAACAUGCACUUCUGUACAAUAAUAACCCAGAACCCAUAAAUUGGGUGGCCAUAAUACAGGAUGAUUCAGUUGGAGAAGAACUGGGUACUAAUAUUCAACAAAGAACAGAUGUUGCUUUAAAUAAUCUCCCUUACUUAAGCCGAAUAAAGAACAUAGAUGUUACCACUUUUAUCUCCUGUAUUCCUAAUGAAGGGAGGUUGCUACCUUAUCAAAAGACCAUAAUUACAUUUUGUUUCAGCCCAAAGCUAAUUAUUGAUGGUAAAAAGAAUUACGAUCCUUCACAUAGGCAAGACUAUGCUCUUUUUUUGAGAUUUGAGUCUGUGGGAAGUAAAGAUGGAUUUCUGAGAGAUGAUAACAAUAAAACCAUCAAAAGUGAUCGAUUUCGGAAAGUGGAAUUAGCACUGACGGGCUCAGGACUUCCUGUCAUUCUACACUUUGAUCCUGGAAAUUUCCUUAAUUUUGCACCUUGUUUUAUGGGUGAACGUUCAGAGACGGUGUGUAUUAUGCAAAAUCGAUCCAAGUCACUUUCCGUGACGUACCGCUUUAAAAAAACUGCACAUUUUAAAAUUGAUCCUGAAAGGGGCAAGAUUGAUGAAGGAUGUAUCCAGAAUGUGAUAUGUUCAUUCAUUCCACAUCAAGUAGGAGUCUUUAAAGUGAAGCAAUUGAUGGAGAUUAUUGGCUCAGUGGCAGAUGAAAAUUUUCAGUCUACAUCUCUGAAACCUUUUCAUCAAAUAUAUUUAUAUUUCAAGAGUGUCUGCAAACCUUCCACCAAGAAAGUUGUGAUGAAAGUUAAUCCUGGUAUAUCCCCUUUGGUCAGUAAUCCAACGGGACAGUUUGUGGUCAGAGACUUGCCAAAAUACAAGGACUGUGCGCCUGUUGCAAUGCUUCAAUCAACCAUGACACACCUUCACAAUCAUCACCUAAGUAAAGAGUCACCAAAGGAUGCACUGAUAGCUUUUCCCAAUGAUCGAGCUGCAAGUAUCAGGUCUGGAGACCAGCAUAAACAUUUCAGGACGAUUUUCACAAAGAUUCCAAGAUAUAACUAUGUGGAUCCUGAUUUUGCGUACACUAAAUUGGAAAGAAUUGGAAAGCAAGAACAUGAAAACUAUUAUGAAAGAUAUAUUAAACAUUUAAGAAAUGUGCGCAUGCAGAAACAGGCAGAGAGUAGGGAAUGUAUGGAUUCAUAUAACAAUACAGACAUAGGAUUACAGCCAGCAUCAGGUCUAAAGUCACCUUCGCUCUCAGAAACGGAAAUAGAAGAGGAAUUAUCUGCAGCACGGCGUCGGAUCAGACGUAACCAGUUGCUAAAUACUAGGAAUAUAGCAUCCAAGGAGACAAAGGCUCUGAAAACAAAGGUUCUCAAAGGACUUAAAUCAGACCCAUCCACACCCCAUGAAAAACAUGACUGCAGCUUAAUUUUGACACCAAAGCAAAUUCAUCAAGUAAUUGUUGGGCCCUCUGUCCUUAAUUUUGGUGAUAUUUGCGUGAACUCCACAAAUACUCGUCUACUGCAUGUUGUUAAUAUGCUACCUAUGCAUAUUUUGAUCCAGCUAGAUAUUAAUUUGAAAGAACUUCAGAAAACCAACCAGUUUUCAUAUGUGAUUCCACCUACAGCUAGUACUUACAUUUCAGUGGUAUUUGAAUCUCCCACCAUUGGAAAAUUUUGGAAGUCAUUCACCUUUACAGUGAACAAUAUACCUGGUGGGCAUAUCCUAGUGAUGGCCGUUGUCAUGCCAGUAGAACUGGAGCUAUCUUCUAAAGAGCUAGUUUUGAGACCACACGGCUUCUCGGUGAAAACAUGUUUUAUGGGGACAGUUGGUUUGUAUAACCAUCAGAAUUAUUUUGCCAAAUUUGAAUGGCAACCAGUAAACACAGAAAGAGGAAUGUCAUUUUCCAUUCGUCCAGCUAAAGGCACUGUUGAACCAUAUUCCUCCUUGCAGUGUGAAGUAACAUGGCAGCCAGGUUUCAGUUCUCCGGAAAGGGGAGAAUUUGUUCUUCACGUCAAUGAAGGAAACACGAUGACCCUAAAAUGUGUUGCACAAGUUGGCCACACCAAGGUCGUAUUUUUGGAGCCAAGGAUCCUCUUCAGUAAUAGCCCUCAAGGUUUAACAACUUGGAGGAAAGCGAUUCUACACAAUGUAGGACAAAACCAUGCUUAUUUCAAGGUUUGUGACCAGAGUCUUUUGUCUACCAUUAAUAUUGUUCCAUCACAAGGAAUAAUUCCAUUUGGGGGGCUAACUGUUCUCAAUAUCUCCUGUACACCAACUGUAGCAGAAAAAUUUGAUACAAGAGCAAAGGUUGCUAUUCGCCAUGCAAAUGUCAUAGACCUUAGGAUUGGUGGAUCUGUUGAGAUUGCUGAUGUGGAAAUUAACCCGGGCGUAUUUAACUUCAGUGGUACCUAUGUUGGCGCUACUCAGAUUAUUCCAUUUAUAAUAAAAAACAAAGGUAUAACACGUGCCAGAGUGGAAUUUAAUCUACAAGACUUUGAAUGUUUUUCUCUGGACUUCCAACGUAAAUUAGGGCAUUUCACAGACCCUGCAUUUCCUGACAUAUAUUCUCUGGAGGUAGAGGAAGGGACAUCUCUGGAAUGUGGCAUAGCAUUUUCUCCCAAAGAAGUGGCAACGUAUGACUUUUGCAUUCAAGUUCAAAUUAAUUUCUUUGAGGCUUCAGAACUUUACACUAAAUGUUGUUUGUCAAAAUCUCCUAUGAUUCCGAAGACAACACCACUUAUUCGACCAUGCUAUGUUCAAGCUACUGUAUUGCAAGCACCAUUGAGAUUAUCCAGCACUGAUUUUACAUUUGAAAUCCCAUUGUAUACUAUGGAUCCUAAUAACAAAGUCACAAAAACUCAGGAUCUUGUCUUACAUAAUACUUCAAAACAAGAUGUGAAAUGGACUUUGGAUAUUAGUAAUACUGGCAAACUUUUCAAAGAUGGCACAUUCAAGAUUAGUGUGCUGAGUGGGAUUCUGCAACCACAUAAUGAAAUUAAUGUUUCCAUAAGUUUCUGUCCAAGUCAUCCUACAAAAUACACAGCCGAUAUUCCCAUUCAUCUAAAUGAUAAUCCAAUUUGCUAUCGAAUGUUAUGUUUGGUUGGAGAGGUAAAAUCACCCAAGUUAUCGUUUGACCCUCCGUUCAUAUUUUUCACUCCUGUUCCUCUGGACGUAACAACUAAGAUGAAUGUCAACAUUUUACCUCAAAACUAUUUCAGAGAUUCCACUUUAGAUGUCCAGAUUCCCACAGUGAGCCUUCUUGAUGGUGAUGAGGCUCAACCUCUUUCUGUAACGUUUCCAAAAGGCUGUGUCAUCACAGGGUCUUCCAGUGGAAUAAAUGCUCAGCUCACCUGCCACCUCAGCUUUAAAUCAUCUAAACCUGUGUCAUUUUUCACCGAUAUUCUUUUCUGUGAUAACAGAGAUAACUGGUUUUUGCUUCCAGUUACUGGAACAGCAGAAAACUGUCUUCUUACUAUUUGCCCAUAUAUGGCAACUCAUCUUGAUAAACAAACAAUUAUUUUAAAGGAAGAUAAGAGUGACAUUUCUGUGAAGAGUGGAGAAAAUGUGUUGCUUCCCUACCAAGAAGAUGGUUUACUCUCUUCUACUUUGACUAAACGUAAUGAUGUUGAGCCUGCAAAGAAAAAAUUAUUUGUUGGUAUCGAAAUAAUACCUGAAAGAUUGAACUCGGGCAAAAGUAAAACCUCAAAGGAAAACAAAGAUAAAUCUAUGAAAAACGAGGCGAAAAAUGAGCACUUCUUUUCUCUUGAAGAAGGAACAAAGGCAUAUGACUUCUUUGAAAAGGUUGUACAGGCUGCUCAGACCUGGUUCAGUCUCUUUGGCUGGCCUGAAGGACCCCAUUCUCUUUCUAUUCCAGAAACUAUAAGAAGGGAGGUGUAUAAAAUGCAAUUUUACUCAUCAGCCUCGCCAUCCCAAAAAUUUUCCAGACUGAAUGACUUUUCCAAAUAUAAUAAGACCAUUUAUGAUGUGAUACUACACUUGAGUGGAAAACUGCCACCUGGAAUUCAUUCAAGUCAGUCUUUACCUGUGGAUUAUACUGAAAGGGUGAUUCAACUUCAUUUUCAACAUUCUUCACUUCUUGACUUUCUCAACGCUCAAGGAGCAUGUAUUUCUCAUGUGCUGCCAGAAUUUCUGCUUGAACCAGAAGAUUAUAAAAAGUGGCUUGAAAUUACAGAAAAACCUUCUAUUGUUAUAGAGAUGACUCGGUUUGAAGCCUGGAGUAAAGGGGCAUGGACAGAUGUAUUCCUUCAGAUAUACAAGGUUCUGGUACUAUCCCGGGUUGUACCACACUGCAGCAGUAAUCUGCCCCCCAUUCAUGUGCAAAAUUCACCAAAGGUCAAUCCUUGUUUUGUAUCCAGCAACAUAUAUUCGAGUUCUGAAAGGAUUCUGCUUAAUUGGAUGAACACAAAUUAUGAGAAUGCCCGACAUAUUAUAUGGAAGAACUGUCCCAAUGGAGUUAUUCCCUCUGAGAGAUGGAUAGUAAAUUUUGACCAGGACCUUUUAGAUGGCCUCGUUUUUGCAACACAAUUGGGAGCCUAUUGUCCAUUUUUGAUUGAAUCACAUCUUAUACAUAUGUAUACACAACCAAAAAGUUCUGAACAGUAUCUGCACAACUGCCUGAUCAUUGUGAAUGUACUUCGUGAAAUUGGCUUUGACAUUGACAUACAGGCCACUGACAUCUGUGAUCCUAACCCAAUCCUGAUGCUCAUGCUUUGUGUCUACAUGUAUGAAAGGCUCCCUACGUAUCUCCCCAAGAAGGUGGUGCCCUUUUAUUGUACUCUACAUGACACUGUGCUAAGACAGAUUCUACUGAAAAAUUCAAGCUUGAAAAACUUGGUGUAUAAUGCUACAAUUGUUGGGAAAGAUGCUGCUGACUUCUCCCUUUCCCAAACUGGGAAUAUUGUGACAAUAUCUUCAAAAAACGAAAUCAGUAUCACUGUGAAAUUCACCAGUCGCUUCCUUCAUCCUGCUGAAGCUUCACUGUUAUUGAUUUCAAAACCUAAGCAUGGGAUAGGAGGCACUACAAUGACUUUUGCUCUUAAGGGUGAAGUCCUCAACUUUAAGGCCAUUGAAAUUAUAAAUUGUAAAUCCCCAUGUUACACAUGGAAAGAAAUCACUGUAAAGGUUAAAAAUCCCUUCCAUUCUGCUGGGGACUUCAGUGUCACAUUGGUGGAAUCCUCAACAUUUAUCUCUUUGCCAUCUCAAUUAACUGAAUCUGGACAACUCAUUAACCACAAGAACAGUGGGGAUGCUGGGAGUAGCCCUGAAAGUGGUGAUGUUGAGAGUUGUUGGCAUUUCUCAAACGCCUUAAAAACCUCAAUUAAGUCCACUUUCAUCAGAGAAUUCUUCUGCUCCACUCAUACUCUUCACCUGGGAGUGAAGAGGACUUCAAGCCUGGAGCUCCUGUUUCUUCCCUUUGACAUGCACACGCGCUACUGUGUCAUCAUCCUCAGAAACAAAGCGAUUGGAGAAUUAAUUUAUGUUGUGGAAGGAAAAGGUACGAUCCCAUUGCCUUCCAGCUUCCACCCAACGGAUUCCUCAACUCCACUUGACUACAGCAGUUCUCCAGAGGAAGUGUUAAGUAAGGACAGUCCUGUUCUGUAUUUGAAAUGUGAGCUCCGUCAGGUCUUGGAUGUGGACCUUAAGUUGCCACUGACUAAUGAAGCCAAGGAGAAGGCCUUGGCUUUUGCAGCACAGCAGCAGAUGUCGGAUAUAGAGUAUGAGCGACGGUUGAUCACAGGCACUCUGGAGAGCAGUAGUGUUCGCGUGGCCAUCGCCCUCCUGGGGCUGACGAAGAUUGAGACUUGUGUUCUCUUUACUACCUCAAAGUUGAAGAAGCCUAAGUCCAUUUCAUACACAGCAGAACUGAGCCUUCCAGAACAUUUUGAUAUCCCCAAGAAAAUCUACAUUCCUCAGAUUCCAGAAACUCAAACUAAAUUGACUCAGCCUCAAGGAAUUCAACCUGCAAAUAAAACAGUUGCAGAUGGAUCCGUUCUAGUUCCUUUACGAUUUGUUCCUCUCAGUGCUGGACGCUACCCUUGUAAAAUUUUGUUGACAUCAUGGUAUGACGUGCGUGUCUAUUGCAUUGAAGGUAUAGUAAAUGCAGAAGAACCAGAGGCCAGGUUUGAAUUUGAAACACCAGCAUUUGAAGCCCUUACCCAGAAUAUUCCAGUGAAUAACAAAACAAAGAAUGAAUGGAAAUGUCAAGUUACUAUAGAAGGAGAAUGGUUUUAUGGACCUUCUGUUUUAUAUGUUGGAGCAGGUGAAACUGUGCAGUAUCCUCUCACAUUCAGACCUAUUUUGGAAUGUGAGAUUAUGGGCAGACUUAUUGUGCAAAAUGAAGCAGAUGGUAUGGAGUAUGUCUUUGACAUAAAAGGGAUUGGAAAAAGACCCCUGGCCUUGGAACACAUCAUUAUAAACUGUCAAGUAGGAGAAAUGACAAAUAAACCCAUAAUGGUGCCCAAUCAUACAAAGACCAUCCAAACAUUUAAGGUAUCUUCAGAUCUUCCAAUGGUGUGGGGAAAUCCAGUCAUCACCAUAGACUCUGAUAGCACAAUUCCAUAUAUUCUACACGUUUUGCCUUGGAAACGUGGUAUAUUCAAAGGUGCAAUCUCAUUUUCUGUUAAAAGAAGACAAGAGGAUGAAUCUCAGCAAGAACCAGAUCAAGAUGAUAAUCAAGUACCCUCCUUUCAGAAAUCCUUAUCACAACCAUCCCCCCAAAAUACUGAUGACGACUCAGGUGCAAUCUCAUUUUCUGUUAAAAGAAGACAAGAGGAUGAAUCUCAGCAAGAACCAGAUCAAGAUGAUAAUCAAGUACCCUCCUUUCAGAAAUCCUUAUCACAACCAUCCCCCCAAAAUACUGAUGACGACUCAGGUGCAAUCUCAUUUUCUGUUAAAAGAAGACAAGAGGAUGAAUCUCAGGAAGAACCAGAUCAACAUGACAUUCGAGUACCCUCCUUUCAGAAAUCAGUAUCAGAACUAUCCCCCCAAAUUGAUGAGGAAGACCCAGAUGAUGGUGCUAGCAAUAUCCGAGUCUGGUACAGUCUUGAGAUCCAUAGCUCUCCGGGACCACCAGUAGACAUUAUUGAAAUGAAGUGCUCUGCUCUGGAGAGCAUUUGCAUUGAAAUACCUCUCUCUAAUCCAAAAAAGAGAAUUAUUCACUUAGAUGUGCAGUUAUCAAAUGCUGCUCUUAAUGGACUCAAGAAACUUCAGCUGUAUCCACUAGAAUGUACUAAGUAUGUGGCACGGUAUUCUCCAGCAACUCCGGGCUGUAGAGAUGAAAGCAUUGUUUUUCAACCUAAUGUGGCUCUGGAGUUUUGGUAUUUACUGAGAUUAACUACUGAAUUACCAAAACCAACCACAAUACCAGAAGUACAAUGUGACCUUGGCAAGUGCAUGGCUCAGAUGAUUUCUUUAGUUAAUCCCACACACGAAACCUUAGAAUUGCAAGCAACAAACAGUAAUCCUGAAAAUUUUGUCUUGGAUGUUCACAGAUCGGUGCUGACCAUACCUCCUCACUCCACCAAAGAGGUAUCUGUUCAUUUCUGUCCUUCUGCUCUUGGAAGAACUGGUCAUCAAGCUUCUAUCAUCUUCCACUGUGCUCAGUUUACAGAAUGGAGAUUCUUCCUCUCUGGAAUAGGACUAUUCCCCCAGCCUAUAGACAUAAAAAGAAUAACCGCAUACCUCAGUCUUCAAUCAUCUGUUGUUAUAACUUUCCAAAAUCCCACCAAGGAAGAUGUUCUAAUCGAUAUCAUACUAACAAGUCGGGAAAAGCCCAGGCAUCUCAUCCUUGACCAUCACUGGGAUAAGUUCUUCAGGCAGACUUCUGCUUUCAGUUUUAGUGGCCUGAGUCACACAAAAGGAAUCACAUUGCCUCCUAAAGAGAAUAUAGAUAUCCCAGUGUUAUUUAUGCCCAACACUAUGAAAUUACACAGAACAAUGGUCAUUGUUCAAAUGAUGAGGGCAAAUAGAGAAAGUUGGCCUAUUGACAAUUUUGAAGAAUUAGACACAGAAAUGAAAAGAACAAUGGGAACAGCAAGUAGAGAAAUCCCAGAAAUACACUGGAUAUACCCUAUUCUUGGACUCCCACAGGCACUAUAUCCUAAAUGCCCUCCAGUUGUUAUAAAAUGUCAGUCCAGGAAGCGGGUAGAAGAGGAAGUGGAAGUCACGCUGACUGGUGAUUUUUUUGGAGAAAAUCCUAUCUUAGAUUCAACAGAUUUUGUAGUGAUUCCAAAAAGAAAUUCAUGUAAAUUUGAUGAAGAUGUGGAUGAUAUGUCUAUAAAACGUGAAUUUGAAUAUGAAAUUCAAUUUGAAUCUGACGUUGUGAAGUCUAACUUGGAAUCCUGCAUGGCUUUGUAUUUGAUCAAAAAAUCUUUUAAUGUUAUGGCUAAAGUGAUAACAUUGGUCUUCAAUUUGAUAUUUGCACCAAAGAAACCAUUGAGGACUCAAAUUACUCUGAAAAUAGAGUGCAUAACAGAUGGGAUCUGGAAGUUUCCCAUAACAUUGGUUGGUACUGAGCCUGAUGUGGAUGAUGUCAUUGAUAUUGAAGGGGUUGGUUUAUUUAAGGAAUCUAUUGUCAACUUCAGGCUGACAAGUCAGACGAGAAAUCCUGAGCCAUUCACUGCAUACUUCCUACCUGGCAGUGAUCCUGCGUUUUUUGUAAAACCUAAGGUUGGAAAACUUCUUCCUUUUGACACUGAAGGAACUCUCAUCAUUGUGGGUUUUAAACCCCAAAUGUACAGUAGGAAGUACAAAGCAACAUUAGCAAUACAGACACCGGACAUGUACUGGUUGUAUGAUAUCAAUGGGUUACCUCAAGUUACCAAGCCACUGAUGAAUGUCAAAGCCAAAGUUGACACUACUAACAAGAUGUUUGAUAGACGGCCAGUUGGUCAGCACAAUUUUAUCCGUGAAAAUGCUAAACUCAUAAGGACAGGGGUGUCCUCUACCAUCAAGGGUGCGCCUUUGAUGUUGAAGAAUAAAUAAAUACUUUUUCCCAAAAUAUUUCUUGAGCUUCAGUAGAAUUGAACAUAUUUUCAUGAUUGUUCUUUCGUCUUCUGGAGUAUUUCUAAGGAGUAACGUUUCAAUUAUAAUAGGCCUUCUCUACUUUUUAAACUGACUAAAUCUAUUCUCUGAAUAUGUUAUACCUGAUUUCUGUUAUGUGUAUCUUUGAACAUAGACUGGUUGCAAAUUAUUGGGAUUGGUUCCCUUUUAAGUUACAGAGUACAUUUGUAGCAAAGGAAAAAUGAUUUCAGCUUAGAAAUCCAUGCACAUAAGUAUAUGUAGUCCAUAUGCUUCUACAGUGAGUCUUUAAACAAUAUAGAUAUAUUUCAAAAUGAUCCUGGAGAAAAUUCAUUUUCUCAAAGUAAAAGAGAGCAUUUUGCUCGGUAGUUGUCAGUCAGAAAAAUAGAAUAAUAAACAACAAAUACGGACCAUCUUUAAGACACUUUGGCACAAAAUGACUGGCUCUGCCACGAAUUAGUCAUUCAAAUGAUUUUAAGCAAAUCGCUUCCCCUUUUUGUGCCCUAUUUUCUUACGUGCAAAACAAAAGAACUAUACUAGGACAAGAAUUUGCAAACCAUAGAUCUAGUCUGCCACUUCUUUUUAUACCCCUACUAACAAAUAAGAGACUUCUGCAUUUUUAAAUGGUUGAAAAAAUUAAUAGAAGAAUAUUAAGUAACACAAGAAAACUGCAUAAAAUUCAAAUUUUAUUGUCUAUAAAUAAAGUUUUACGGAAACAUAGCCACAGUCAUUUCUUUGUGUAUUGUCUGUGCCUGCU